UCCAUACGACUCGACUUAGAACAAAAACGCACACCGUCAUGUUAUAAGGUUUCUUUGUUACCGUUUUCGAUCUUUCUAACACCAAAUUCAAUUUCAUUCUAAUUGAUCUUCGAUUCAACCUUAGUAACAAACCCACAAUGUCUCAUUGUCGCGAAUCUUUCGUUCAAGCCAAUUUCUCCUCUGUUUGUGAAUCUGAUUCGCUCGCCGUGAAUCUUGAUUACUCAAACCCUAACAAGUUUAUUUGAAUGGUUUUGCCAUUUUAGGGUUUCAUGUUUCAGCCCUUGCUCGAUUUAUUUUGAAAGAGAUACGUAGAAAUGGAAAAGAAUUCUAAGCAUCUUGAUUGGACCUUCAAGUUUAUCAAUGUCGCUCAGCUAGUACUACACUUUGCAAUAGAUCAGAGCUUCGGUUUUGAUGUACUUACAGUAGUUGCAUGCACUGCUUCAACUGCAAAGUUACUUGAAGAUUGGAAUUUAGCGAAGAGGGACUCCGUUCUGUUUCAGGUCUGAUACAGGCCGGUACUUUGCAGAAUGCUAUCGCGGCUGGGACUGGUGCAGAACCUAAUUUGUAGAAGCACUGGAAUUAUGUUGUUCAAAAGGCAUAAUAUCAGGAGCCUUUUCUGCACAAAGAUGUUGACUCGACGACGAUGACCCUUAAGUCCAAUUCUUAUUCGCAAAUGCGAUUCUCGAAUCUCGAAAGUCUUGAAUCCAACCCGUUUCUUUCACUGUACUUUUGCUCACUACUCAGUCAGUAGUGCUGCCUUCUCCCUUCAAGGAAGCAUCUUUGUUGUUAGGUCUUUCUUUGACAGAAGGAUAGUUGGGUUCCUAGGUGUCGAAGGUGGUGAAAAAAAUUAUGCAAAGGAUGAGCAUGAUGUUGUCUGGUUUUGGCUGGAAAAAGGCAAGUCCCAUGAGUGUCUGGUGUGCACACAUUAUUCUGAGGUUGAAUGGAAAAGUAGUUGCAGAUCGCAGUCACAAGUGGAUAUAUAAGGAACCAAAUGAUCAAGAAAUUAACUUCUUGUUCGUUUUUACGUUCGCUCUCAGAGCUGGCCCAGUUCAAGGUCUACUUCAAACCGAAAUAUUUCCCAGUCGAAUCAGAGCCAAAGCCAUGGCAUUCUGUAUGUCCGUGCAUUGGAUCAAUUUGCAGCUUAUGGUGACCUGUUUCCUGCUGAGCAAUCAAGCGUAUUCUGCUAACCACAUUCUAAAAGGAACACAGAUGGCUCAGUCCCGCUACUUGUUUGCGCUAUCAUGCUUUCAUAUGAAUCUUCUUACUGAAGCAGAAGCAGCUUUAUGUCCCCGUAAUGACCCUGCUUCAGAGGUCCCUAAUGGUGCAGCAGGUCAUUACCUUCUUGGGCUUGUUUACAGGUUUCUUUAUGGUGAUCAAGCUCAAUUUUUCAAUGAUGAGAUUCAUAUUGAUCGAAAGCAUUCUAAGACUGGAACUGUUGCCAUGGCAAGUGCGGAAGAGAAUAUGAAUGCUUCACCGUUCUAUAUAACUCUACGUGAUGACCUUGAUUACCUUGAUGGAAAGCACACAGUUUUUGGUGAGGUAGCCGAAGGAUUUGAGACUUUGACAAGAAUAAAUGAGGCUUAUGCAGAUGGAAAGGGCAGACCAUUUAAAAUUAUUCGAAUCAAGCACACUUACAUCCUGGAGGAUCCCUAUGAUGAUCCUCCUCAGCUACCUGAGUUCAUUCCUGAAGGUUCACCAGAAGGAAAACCUAAAGAUGAGGUUGAUGAUGAAGUCCGGCUUGAAGAUGAUUGGGUUCCCGUGGAUGAACAAUUAAACCCAGGAGAACUUGAAGAAGUUAUUAGAUCAAUGGAAGCACAUUCUAGGGCAGUUGUGCUUGAGAGUAUUGGGGAUAUUCCUGAUGCUGAGGUUAAGCCUCCAGAUAAUGUACUAUUUGUCUGUAAAUUGAAUCCGGUUACCGAGUUAGAGUCAUUACAUACUUCUAUAUUUUCACGCUUUGAAACUGUAUCACCGGCUGAAAUCAUCCGUGAUCACAAGACUGGUGACAAUUUAUGCUAUGCUUUUAUAGAGUUUGAGGACAAACAGGCAUGUAAACAAGCAUAUUUUAAGAUGGAUAAUGCUUUGAUUGAUGAUCGAAGGAUACAUAUGGAUUGCACUGGAGAUGCUACAAUGAAACAAUCCACAAAAUACAUCUUGAAGGACAAUAAUUCCCAACGUGGUGGACAUAAUGCGAGAUAUGAAAUGGUUUUUGAUGGAGAUAACGCGGAAAGUCCAAGGCGUGAAACGAAACAAUAUUAAAAUGCUUAUCAAUGGAUACAACACCAUUUUCAAACAACAUAGUUGAUUUUAAACUUAACACUGGAUUUUCGUGUAGAGUUUGGAUCAAAUACGGGUUGGACCCCGUGGAUUUUAAAAUACUAUGUUUACCUUAGUCAAUUUUUUUUUUUGUUAAACUGUCUGAACCAGUCGUAACACUAUCUUUUGAUAAGCCAUUUAAUAAUAAAUUUUUGUAUUA
This is a messenger RNA of Trifolium pratense (red clover), 2473 nucleotides long. RefSeq names its product peptidyl-prolyl cis-trans isomerase CYP59-like. Bases 850 to 2256 code for a protein of 468 amino acids. Gene Ontology annotation, biological process: transmembrane transport; protein peptidyl-prolyl isomerization. NCBI's taxonomy places the organism in Eukaryota, Viridiplantae, Streptophyta, Magnoliopsida, Fabales, Fabaceae. Gene Ontology annotation, molecular function: peptidyl-prolyl cis-trans isomerase activity; transmembrane transporter activity; RNA binding. The transcript is spliced from 23 exons. The record is from RefSeq and is a predicted model, not a curated record. Gene Ontology annotation, cellular component: membrane; nucleus.